AUGCAGCCGCCCCAGCCGCCAGUAAGCCGCCCGUGCGCCGCCCGCGAGCCGCCUCAGCCGCCCGUGAGCCACCCGCGAGCCGCCCCAGCCGCCCGUGCUGUCGCCCGCAAGACGCCCGCGCCGCUCGAGCCGCCCGCGCCGCCCGAGCCGCCCGAGCCGCCCGAGCCGCCCGAGCCGCCCGAGCCGCCCGAGCAGCCUGAGGUGUCGGCCUCCUCUGCUAUAAUGGCCACCCCCAGUGUCCUGUCUUUUGACGCUGAGGGUCGCGCCGUUGACUUUGCAGUCUGGGUCGAGGACCUGCAGCUGUACUUACUGUGCGAUGCGAUCAAUGAGGUUUCUCUCUUUGACUUUGUCUCUGGCGCUGUCCCUGCCCCUCCUGCUGAUGCUGACCCCUCUGUUCGCUCCAAGUGGGCCACGCGCGAUGCUGCUGCACGUCUUGCUGUGCGUCGCCACCUCCCUUCCUCCGAGCGUGCACACUUUAGUCAGUGCAAGACCGCUCAGGCCUUGUACGACGCUGUAGUUGCGCGCUACUCCUCCCCUUCCUCCGCUACGCUGAGCCGCCUCAUGCUACCGUUCCUCUUCCCUGACCUCGCUGCCUUUCCCACAGUCGCUGACCUCUUUACCCACCUCCGCGCUAGUGACACUCGCUACCGCGCUGCGCUUCCUGCUGAGUUCCGCGCCGCAAACCCUCCUCCCAUGUACAUCACUCUCUACUUUCUAGUCACCCGUCUCCCUGAGUCCCUUCGUGCCGUUAGGGACCAGUUUCUCUCUGUCGGUCCCACCACCCUCACUGUCGACCUCCUUGAGAAGUCCCUGCUAGCGGCUGAGAAGAGUAUCGUCGCUGUAGGGGCCUCUCGUGGUGACCCUCGCACCCCCAUCUUUGAGGGGUGUUCUCCUUCCCCCCUACUUCCCUCUGUCGCCUCUGCUGCUGCGGCCGACCUCGUUGGUUUGGAGUCGGUCGGUGCAGCGUCUGCCCCCAGCGGUAGGCGCCGCCCUGGCAGGGGCAAGGGGGGCAAGGGAGCGGGUGGAGCUAGCGGGGGCGGUGGCGGAGGCGGUGGAGGCGGCGGGGGGAGUGGGGGUGGCAGUGGAGGUGGUGGCGGGAGUGGAGGUACUAGUGGCGGCGGUGGAGGCGGGGGUGGUGGUGGUGGUGGCGGUGGGAGCGGCGGGGGCGAGGGUGGCGGUGGCGGCGGUGGCGGCGGAGGCGGAGGUGGCGGUGGUGGAUGUGGUCGGAGUGGCUCGUCCCAGCGGAGCACCACUGGAGGUAGUCAGCGCCAGCAGCAGCAACAGCAGCAGCAGCGCUCUCGCGACGUCCCCACCCCUCAGCAGCUCCGUGAGUGGUACUCCCAGCGUCAGCGUGGUGGGGCGUUCGGUCCCUGCACCUACGUCCUUCGCACCGGCGACCGUACGGGUGAGCAGUGUGGGGGCACCCACACCGCUCGCCGCUGCUUUGCCCGCUUGACCGACGCUUGGCGCCAGCAGUUUCCGGAGGCCUCUGAAAUCCCCCGCUGGGGAGAGCUGUCUAGGGCUGGUGUAGCUAUCUUUGAUCUUGACUUUGAUGCUAUUCUUGCUGCCAUGUAUGCUGUGUCUGGUAGUGAUGAGGGUGACUGUUACCGGUGUUUCCCGCCCGAUCCGGGCAUUGAGUCUGCUGCUCUAGGUACUGGUGCGGCUGCUGCCCUAGGUGCUUGCGACGCUGCUGCUCUUGGUGCUAGUGUGUCUGCGUCCUCAGGUACUGGUGAGUCUGCGCUCUCAGGUACUACGUCGGCUUCGGCCUCCCUCACCUUCACCCUUGACUCUGGGGCGUCUCGCUCCUUCUUUCGGGACCGCACCACUCUCACGCCGCUUAGUCGGCCGGUUGCGGUGUCCCUGGCUGACCCCUCUGGGGGUCCUGUCCUGUCUCGUUUCUCCAGAGUCCUCCCGUGUCCGGCGGCUCCCUCUGGCACCCUGACUGGUCUCUACCUCCCCUCGUUCUCUACGAACCUGGUGAGUGGUGCUGACCUACAGGAUGGGGGUGUCCACCAGUUCACUCCUGCUCGUCAGCGGGUGACACACUGCACAGAGGCUAGCACAGGUCGCCACCUAGCUACGUUUACACGUCAGCCAGGGUCGAGCCUGUACACACUGACCACUGCUUCUCCUCCCGGUGCUGAGUCUGGUAGAGUCCCUUCGUCUGGUCAGGUGUUUGCUGCAGCGUCCAGGUCUGGUCCUGAGUCUGCCCCCUGUUCGUGUCGCCGUCUGUCUCACGAGACUCUCCUCUGGCACCACCUCCUUGGCAACCCCUCUCUGCUUCGGCUCAGAGGCAUGGCCUCCCGUCUUCUUGUGUCUGGUCUCCCCCGGUCCCUCCCUCCCCUUCCUCAGGGCCCUGGCCCUACCUGUGUCCCCUGCGUCGAGGGGCGCCAGCGUGCUGCCCCUCACUCCUCCCAGUUUCCUCCGACAGAGGCUCCGUUGCAGACUCUUCACAUGGACGUGUGGGGCCCUGCCCGCGUCCGUGGACUCGGUCACGAGUGCUACUUCCUGUUGGUGGUUGACGACUACUCGCGUUACACCACAGACUUCCCCUUGCGCAGCAAGGGUGAUGUCACUGAGGUGCUGAUCGACUGGAUCCGCGCAGCUCGUCUCCAGCUCAGGCAGAGCUUUGGCUCGGACUUUCCUGUGUUGCGUCUGCACUCGGACAGAGGCGGAGAGUUCUCCUCUGGCCUUCUGCGUGCCUUCUCUCGUGCGCGAGGCAUCCGCCAGACCUUCACGCUUCCGGACUCACCGCAGCAAAAUGGGAUUGCAGAGCGCCGCAUUGGCAUGGUCAUGGACGUCGCUCGUACGUCUAUGAUGCAUGCGGCUGCCCCCCAUUUUCUGUGGCCGUUUGCGGUCAGGUACGCGGCGCAUCAGAUCAACCUCCACCCCAGGGUCUCCAGGCCGGAGACCUCCCCAGCCCUUCUGUGGACGGGGAAGGUUGGCGAUGCGUCGGCGUUCCGGGUCUGGGGAUCUCGGGCGUUUGUCCGCGACUUGUCUGCGGACAAGCUGUCCCCUCGCGCUGCUCCCUACGUCUUCCUGGGGUUCCCCCCUGACGCCCCUAGGUGGCAGUUCUACCACCCCACCUCUCGACGUGUUCUGUCCUCCCAGGACGUCACGUUCGACGAGUCGGUGCCCUACUACCGCCUCUUCCCCUACCGCACUCCGUCCCUCCCCCCGCCCCCGCUCUUCUUGGUACCAGGUCCCCCCCCGGUAGACCCCCUCCCCCCUCAGGGUCCUGCCCCUUCAGGUGUGUCCCAGGUAGACGCGGUCGAGCCUGUCGAGGUCACUGCCUUGGGGUGCUGA
Messenger RNA from Closterium sp. NIES-65, 3306 nucleotides. NCBI's taxonomy places the organism in Eukaryota, Viridiplantae, Streptophyta, Zygnematophyceae, Desmidiales, Closteriaceae. The record is from the annotation of a GenBank genome assembly.